AUGUCUGAACCUACGAUCAAACGAGAAGAGUCGACCGAAGAUUCAGACAUGAGGCUGCGAACGAUUUCUCCAAGCGCACCUUCUACUAUAUCGCUACUUGCGCCCUCCCUCGACAGCAACGACUCUGAGCUGCAAGGAAUGCGCACCGAAGGCGUUCCGACGCAGGCCAAUUUCGCGCCAAACAGCUACUCUGACGACUCGAUUUGCAUGUACAAGAUGGAGAACUCAGAGGUUCGUGAUCCCGAGUGUUUGCUGCCCCGCUCGCGUUGCUGUGGUGUUGGCGCACUUUCCAUCUGGAGUGCCAUCUCCCCUCAGAUUAACGUCACAACAAACUCUACUGGCCAAAACAUCCCCAGGUCUUGUAACCUGGAUUGUAUUGGCCACAAGAUUAAGACUGACCACCACAUUCAGCAGGAAAUACUGUACGGAAUGUUUCGAGACGACUUUGAACCGCAUGACGCGCAAGGGUUACACCUGCCCUUCGUAGCGAGCACGACGAAUGUCCAAGGUAAGCUCUCUCCCCAACUGGCAGCGCAAUGUUUGCGCAGUCCGGGGUAUCGUCUGGUUCCUCUGGAGAGCCAGGAUUGCACCAUUUGCGGUUCUGUUAACGCCAUCAUAGACGGUAGCGACGAUCCCGUCCUCUUACCACAGACCGACACGGAUGAGCUCGCUCUUCGGGUUGACAGUCUGCGCAAUGCGACCGCGUACAACGGACAGCAAGUUGCGGAACAUGAUGGGAUCAUCGCUGAAGUGCUUGUAUUCAAUCAGAACAUCGAGUCCGUCGUUCAGCACCUCACUCAACGCCUCGCCACUGUGGAAUACGAGAAUGCCCGUCUGAAGUCCAUGCUUGGAAAUCAAGGCGCGCACACCUACAACGAGUUGAAGACUGCUGUGAUCCAGCAGCCCAAGAGCUGGCGCCGAAAUGACAAUGCUAAACGCCCGCGUAGCCCGUCGCAAGGACCGUGUGACUACGGUGAUUGUGGUGAUGAAGAGGCAGACGGACGCGCUCUGUAUGAAGAGCAUUCCAGAGGUCGUCGCAUGAAAAUUCGAAAGCAGCUUCAGAUCGCGAUACCAGAUGAUCUUGCUCCCCCCAUGACGGGCACGCCUCUAUCCAAAGCCACUAACAAUCCAUCCAAUGUCCAGCUGCCAACUCUACCCCAGACACCGUUGACGCCUGGCCGAAUCGGACCUGGCAACUUGACCAAGAGAUCUUCGACAUCGUUGCACAAGCGCAAGAUGCACAGCCUUGACAAGAUGCUGCCUCCGUCCCUCGUCGAGAUCCCGCAUAUGCCCUUGACGGACACAGAGGUUAUUGUUUACUUCUUCCAAUCCAUAUCACGGCCUACCGUAGCGCUCCGCCUGUACGCCCGCGAAUGGGGUCCUCGUAACAUUGUUGACGCGCUCCAUGCACACCGAACAAUCGAGCCACCCUACCUUCGUAACACGUGCUCGGUAAAAUGCACGACCGCGAUCAAAUUGGGCAGAGCCAAGUUUGGUGAAGAUUGGGAGGAUAAUCUUACUACUGCCUACAAGCAAGCCGACGACGUCUUGGCCACUGAUCUCAUGCGUCUCGAUGCGAACGAGUCCCCGCAGGCUCUCAACUACUAUGUGCGCAACCUAUGCACUGGCAUGAUCAAGCAUCCCAAAGUAGGCGUAGAUGGUGGCAUCUUCUCCCGCUGUGUUCAGUACUGUCAAGAGACUCAGGCCCCGUAUACACUCUCCAACGUCUGGAUGCUGGCCCACGAUUUGCAGUCGGGCCGCACUCCGACGCACCCAUCUCCUAAUCCUGAUAUGGACAGCUUCAUUCAAGAGCAGUACCCUUUCAUUGGCCAGAACGAAGGCGACCAGGAGUUGAAAUACGAACCUUCAGAGGCCCCGAAGACACCCAGGACACCCAAGAUGUCUAAGACAGUCAAAGAGCCCAAGACGCCUGUCACGCCAAAGACACCCAAGACGCCAAAGGGUAAGCUCGCUGUAGCAAAGUACAGUCAUUAUAGCAGCUCUGAACUUGCCGCAUCGCGCUCCACAACUCCGGGCUCAGUCUUUAGCGCAAAUACUGGCAAUACGGACGAUACUUAG
Plenodomus lingam JN3 is the source of this 2079-nucleotide messenger RNA. The record is from RefSeq and is a predicted model, not a curated record. Lineage: Eukaryota; Fungi; Ascomycota; Dothideomycetes; Pleosporales; Leptosphaeriaceae.